This is a messenger RNA of Xyrauchen texanus (razorback sucker), 984 nucleotides long. RefSeq names its product olfactory receptor 2AT4-like. Gene Ontology annotation, cellular component: membrane. NCBI's taxonomy places the organism in Eukaryota, Metazoa, Chordata, Actinopteri, Cypriniformes, Catostomidae. Gene Ontology annotation, molecular function: olfactory receptor activity; G protein-coupled receptor activity. The transcript has a single exon. The coding region runs from base 1 to 984 and encodes 327 amino acids. The record is from RefSeq and is a predicted model, not a curated record. Gene Ontology annotation, biological process: G protein-coupled receptor signaling pathway.
AUGCAGAGUGCCACAAAUUUGUUUCCCAAUAGCUCCUUUAUUCAUCCUCCAGGUUUCUAUAUUGUCGCUCUCAGCUCUAUGCCUUACACGAAUAUCUAUGUCAUUUUCCUUGCUGUACUUUAUAUAUUUAUAGUCAUGUUCAAUUUAUUUCUGAUCUGCAUCAUUUUAUAUGAUCAUCGUCUACAUGUUCCAAAGUUCAUGGCAGUUGGGAAUCUGGCGGUGGUUGAUCUUGUGCUCAGCACAUCUCUCGUGCCCAGCAUGAUAAAUAUUUACCUUUUCAUGGAUAAUUUUGUGCCAUUCAAUUUGUGUCUUAUGCAAAUGUACACUUACUACACAUUUUUGUCACUUGAGUCAUUUUCUCUGUGUAUUCUUGCUUAUGACAGGUUAAUUGCAAUCUGUUUGCCCUUGAGACAGGAGUCUAUAAACACAAACACCACUAUGGCCUAUAUAAUUGGUGGAGUUUGGAUUUUUGGCCUUGUUGUUACAGCUUAUUGUCCAGUAUCUGUUAUACCCCUGUCCUUUUGUGGCUCUGUUCAAGUCAACAGCUAUUUCUGCACUUACACUCUCGUUUUUAGACUUUCCUGCAGCGAUACAACACGGCAAUUGAUUUACGCCAUCAUUCUAACUAUACUCUUUGUGUUUGUGACCUUGAGUUUUAUUUUGCUGACCUACAUGUCUAUACUUUUCUCUGUAUUCAGAAUGAAAAAUAUUCAGAGCAGAUAUAAGGCACUUGCUACAUGCACAGAGCACCUCAUAUUAGUGGCCUUAUUCUUCAUUCCUAUUCUUGUCUUUUUCAAUAUUACAUUUUUUGAGAUAGUUAUAAACCCAGAUGUAAGCAUGGUGGCGUUGUCCCUGUCGGUCUGCAUUACAUCCUGUGUGAAUCCCAUCAUGUACUCUCUGAAAACUAAAGAGAUCAGAAGCAGGGUUUAUGCUUUGUUUGUCAAGAAACUGACAAUUCAUCCACAUCAAAAACAUGAAGGUUAA